CGCGUUCAACCAGUGUUGGCUUUAGAGGGUCUCUCUCUACCGGGGUGAUAAGUCCUAGCGCACGAGCAGCCGAGGGGAACGGAUCCGCCGUGUGAAGAAAACAAAAAGACACUUUUCCUCGUUUCACCGCUGGAUACGUAACUCGCCCUGGGGUUGGAUUAACUCACACUUGCGUUUUUUGGUUUUUCUUUUUAAUUUGGUUUAGAAGACACCACCGCUCGCCGAAAACAAUGGGAUCCCAGGCAUCCAAGGGAGAGGUGGCCGCGGAGGCGAACGCCGCCGCCGCUGAUGCUGCGGCUGUCAAAACCAACGGACAGAAUGGACAUGUGAAGACCAACGGCGACGUCUCCACCAAGCCUGAUGGAGAUGCCGCCGCCACCAACGGCUCCGCCGAGGCGGCCAAGGAGCCCGAAGCCGGUGCAGGAGGCGACGCCAUUGAGCCUGCGCCCGCUGCGGAUGGAGAGGCAGCGAAGCCCGAGGGCGAGGCUGCCGCCAAAGAGACCCCCAAGAAGAAGAAGAAGAAGUUCUCCCUGAAGAAGUCCUUCAACUUCAAGCUGAAUUUGAAGAAGAGCAAGAAGAGCGAGGCCGUGAAAGAGGAAGCGGCCGCCGCCGCCGCCCCCUCCGAGGAGAAGCCCGCGGAGAACGGAGCCGCCGCUCCGGCCGAGGAGAAGAAGGAAGAGGUGAAGGAGGAGGCCGCCGCUGCGGCCGAGGCUCCCAAAGCCGAGGAGGCCCCGGCCAAAGAGGAGGCCCCCAAGGAGGAGGCCAAGGAGGCAGCGGCUCCGGCCCCCGAGGCCACGAAACCGACGGAGGAGAGCAACUCGACCCCCGCUCCCUCUGAAAAGAAAGAGUGAUUGUACGUUGAGCUCAAAAUGAACUGGGUGAACUGUUUUUCAAGAGAGAGAGAGAAAAUUUAGUAUAUAUAUAUAUAUAUUUAUAUAUAUGUGUAUAUGUAUACAUAUGUAUAUGGAUAUAUGUAUAUGUAAAUAUAUACACAUGUAUGUGAGAGACUCCUUUGACGUGCCACUUUUCGUCAUGAUAACAAGACGACAGACUAGAUUCACUAGAUCACUUCCCUGGUUACUGCUUGACAUCUGGACCUUGACUCAGUUUUAGGCAGCGGGUCGGUCGCUAAGUGGAAAAAUGGAUUUAAACGGCUAGAACGUGAGCUACUGACACCACGAAACGUAGACGGACGAAGGCUGGAGCUGGAGGAGGACGGAGCCGAAGCAUCUUCUCUCUGAAAACCUACGCAUGAAGAUUGCCUCCUUGCUGUUGGAAAGGACGCUGGACAAGAUACUAGGACACCACCACCACUUGAAAUGACUGUUAGAGAAAAAAAAAUGAAAUCAGAAAAUUAAAGAGACUUGCCAACUUUUUACAUUCCUAUAUUUUAACCUAAAUUUGAAGUAUUUUGUGGUGUAUUAUAGAGAACCAUCUUAAAGAUUCAGAGAAACUACGUCUUGUUUGUUAAAAGAAAAAAAAAAGACAAUGUUGAUUUUUACCUUACUAUGAAAAAAAGAACACUUAAGCUUGCUAUGUUCACUGUUGCGGUUUGAUAUGAAGCAGAGUUGUUUAUCUGUCGUGUGUGAGCCUGAAUCUGCUUUGUCUUUGUAAAUACAUUGGAUUGAUUUCUGUUCUUUAUUUUGCUAAUGUUGACAGAUGUUACUGGUUUUAUUGUAAAGUUGAUAAUGGUAAAAUAAAUGUUGGUUACCUGCC
Betta splendens (Siamese fighting fish) is the source of this 1716-nucleotide messenger RNA. RefSeq names its product MARCKS-like 1b (gene marcksl1b). The transcript is spliced from 2 exons. Lineage: Eukaryota; Metazoa; Chordata; Actinopteri; Anabantiformes; Osphronemidae. Gene Ontology annotation, molecular function: actin filament binding; calmodulin binding. The coding region runs from base 231 to 851 and encodes 206 amino acids. Gene Ontology annotation, cellular component: plasma membrane; cytoplasm. The record is from RefSeq and is a predicted model, not a curated record. Gene Ontology annotation, biological process: central nervous system development; actin filament organization.